Rotaria socialis is the source of this 972-nucleotide messenger RNA. Lineage: Eukaryota; Metazoa; Rotifera; Eurotatoria; Philodinida; Philodinidae. The record is from the annotation of a GenBank genome assembly.
AUGAGUAUUCAGAAUAAUGUUCUCGGCCCAUUGCCUGCACAAUCAGGAUCAGAUAUAUAUGGAGCAUUCAAAAACUUUGACGUGCUUAAAACACUUGGAAAUGGCCAUUUUUCUGUUGUUUAUUCUGCCCGGAAUCGCUUUACAGGUGUUUACGUUGCAUUAAAAAAGGUUCAAUUAAGUCGAAUGACCGAUUCAAAAGCAAUUGACGAUUGUAAACGUGAAAUUAGUUUACUUCAACAAUUAAAUCAUCACAAUGUCAUCAAAUAUAUUUCACAUUUUGUUGAAGAAAAUGAUUUGUACAUCGUUUUGGAAUUAGCAAGUGCAGGUGAUUUAGCUAAAAUGAUAAAACACUUUCAUCGAUCAAAUAAAUUAAUGCCUGAAAAAACAAUAUGGAAAUUUUUUACUCAAAUCUGUAGUGGCCUUGAACAUAUGCAUUCAAAAAGAAUUAUGCAUAGAGAUAUUAAACCAGCAAAUAUUUUUGUAAGUGCUGAAGGAGUUGUUCGACUUGGUGACCUUGGAUUAGGCCGUUUUUUUGGUUCGAAAACGACAUCAGCACAUUCAAUGGUUGGCACACCAUAUUACAUGUCACCUGAACGCAUUCAUGAGCAUGAUCUUGGUUAUGACUUUCGAUCUGAUAUUUGGUCUCUGGGUUGUAUUUUAUACGAGAUGGCAGCACUUCGUUCGCCUUUUUUUGGAGAAAAUUUGAAUCUAAUAUCAUUACGUCAAAAAAUUGAAGCACUUGAUUAUACACCACUACCGACUAAUUUUUAUUCGUCUGAAUUACGUCUCCUCAUAUCAAAAUGUCUUGUAUUAGAUCCUGAAAAGCGACCAGAUAUUGUCGAAGUUAAUCGUAUUGCUCAGAUGAUGUAUGGAAGAUUUUCAAAUUCACAUAAUAAUAAUACGCCAACACCAACACCAUCAUCUCGCAAUGGUUCAGCUUGUGGAAAUGUUACACCGGUUAAUAAUCGAUGA